AUGUCGCCUCUCGUCAGCUGCCUGUCUUCAUCCGUCGGCCUGCUCCCGUCCUUUGCCGACUGCACCGCGAGUCUCGGCAUGCACCCGGCGACGGCUUCCAUUCUCGACAAUGUGAGGUACCUGUUCGGCGCCGUCGAGGCGGUGUACGCCGCGGCGAACGAAACAAGCACGUCUACGAGCACGGCCAUGGGAACAACGACUACACCGACGCCGACGCCGACGCCGACUUCGAUACAGGCCUCCCGAAAGGCCCAGCUCACUGGGAAGUACAUGCACGAGCACAUCUCGGGUCUUCACCCUACUAUCCCAGGAGGCCAACAGGACCAAUCGCCAGAAGUAUCGGCCAGGAGGACGGGCUCACCACUGAACAAUAGCAACUACUACGCUGCCGUCGCCGACGAGGCAUCCGUGCGAAGUGGGAGCAUCUCCAGCACAGGCACAGCGGGACGUGGCUCCGUUGGCACGGGCCGAUCGCCAUCGGGACCAGCCUCCGACUCCAUAACGACGCCCGAAUGGCCACAGACCCAAGACCCUAGCGAUUCUCCGAAGAGCCCUCGAUCGAUGCAACAUCUCCAUCACCACUUGCAGCAGAGCCCGGACUUCAUGUACCAGGUCAUCCGCAUGACGGCCAUCAUCUACACGCGGGCCAUCGCGACCGGUACCCCCUUGAGCGGCGCAUGCACGGAAUCGGAAUUCCUGCAGAUCUGGACGACGACGUGGCGCGUGCCCCUGUCAACGUGGAACGCCGCCGUGGGCGUCUUCCAUUGGAUCAUGCUGGCCAUCGCGCCGGCGUGCCACCGCUCGCCGCACGCGCGCUUCGUGAAGAACAUGACAACGAUCAGCUUGCUAACGCUCGGCGUGGAGAACUGGGCCAUGGCCAUGGGCGCCGCUAGAGCCGGUUUGAGGCUGCAGCACUGGCUUGGCAGCCAAGACGUCAAAGGAGCGGGCGAAGGGGAUGGAGCCGCGGCCACAUCAACAGCAUCAACAGGGGCAGGAGGAGGAGGGUGGUCAGCGGCGGGAAGGCCGCGCUCCAGCCUCGAAGAGCGGUGA
Colletotrichum spaethianum is the source of this 1050-nucleotide messenger RNA. RefSeq lists its product as uncharacterized. Bases 1 to 1050 code for a protein of 349 amino acids. The record is from RefSeq and is a predicted model, not a curated record. Lineage: Eukaryota; Fungi; Ascomycota; Sordariomycetes; Glomerellales; Glomerellaceae. The transcript has a single exon.